Molecule: messenger RNA, 1923 nt
Organism: Setaria italica (foxtail millet)
Lineage: Eukaryota; Viridiplantae; Streptophyta; Magnoliopsida; Poales; Poaceae
Product: protein NRT1/ PTR FAMILY 4.6
Exons: 5
Coding region: 40-1725 (561 amino acids)
Biological process (GO): transmembrane transport
Cellular component (GO): membrane
Molecular function (GO): transmembrane transporter activity
Source: RefSeq, a predicted model, not a curated record
CAGAAUAGCCAGAACAAGAAGUGUGCACAACAUAGUACCAUGGCGGCUACGGGCUUGGUGGACUGGAGGGGAAAGCCGAUCGACAAGAAGGUUCAUGGUGGUGUUCGAGCUGCAUGGUUUCUUUACUUUCUGGUGGUGGUAAAUUUCUUGGUGCACGUGCCAAAUCUGCAGAAUAUGGUUACCUAUUUGCGCGGAGGAAUGCAUAUUGGAGUGUCUGAUUCUUCAACCACAAUAACCAACUUUAUUGGUGCCAUGUGUGGAUUUGCUCUCUUGGGAGGUUUCAUCUCGGACUCCUACAUCACUUGCUCAAGAACUAUGCUACUCUCUGUGCCACCAGUGAUUUUGGGCUAUGGGUUGCUCGCUCUGCAAGCCUACCUUCCUUCACUCCACCCGCCACAGUGCAAUGCUGAAGCAGACCCAAGCAGCUGCAAGGAGGUUGAUGGCUGGAGGUCAGCUCUGCUGUACAUAGGCCUGUAUAUCAUUGCACUUGGGGAGGGCGUCAUGCGCGCCUGUAUACCUGCCCUUGGUGCAGAUCAGUUCGAUGGCGAUGACCUGUCCGAGGCCCGCCAGCAAUCAAGCUUCUUCAACUGGUUCACCUUCUGCCUGUCCAUCGGAUCCAUUGCUGGCCUGAUUCUCAUUGUGUGGCUUGAGAACACCAAAGGAUGGGAUGUUGGAUUCGGCCUGAGUGCCCUCCUAAUCCUGCUAGGGUUCCUGGUUUCUGCUGCUGGGCUCCCUUUCUACCGCAAUCGUGUACCUCAAGGCAGCGCCCUAACCCGAGUUCUCCAGGUUUUUGUUGUGGCAUUCAAAAACAGAAAGCUUGAGCUUCCUGAAAACAUGGAGGAAGCACAGGAAAAUAGCUAUGGGGUGGAUUCUCAAGGAGUGCCCCGUCCUACUAAUAGUCUAAAAUGUCUGGACAGAGCCUGUAUAAACACCGGGAGAGAUGGGCCCUGGUCAGUCUGCAGCUCAGCGAAAGUAGAGGAGACUAAGAUAGUGCUCCGCAUGCUUCCUCUCGUUUUCAGCUCAACUGUGUCCCAUGUAUCAAGCCCUUUGCUAGUUGCUUUCACUGUGCAGCAGGGCAUGACAACCAACACGCGGCUGGGGCGGGUGCACAUCUACCCAGCAAUGCUCUUCAUCAUACCCUCCAUAUUCCAGAUGCUGAUGCUCGCGGUCUACGAUUGGUUCCUCGUGCCAUUUCUGCGGAGACGCACAGGCUAUAUGGGAGGCAUCAGUCACCUGCAGCGUGUCGGCGUGGGCUUUUUAGCCACAGCUGUGGCCCCAGCCAUCGCAGCGGUCGUUGAGAGACAGAGGAAAGAGACUGUGGCUUCCGGUGGCCAGAUGUCCCUUUUUUGGCUGGCGCCACAGUUCUUCCUGAUUGGCGUCGCAGACACAACAUCCUUUGUUGGGUUGCUAGAGUUCUUCAAUAGUGAGGCUCCCAAUGGUAUGAAGUCCAUUGGUGUAGCACUCUUCUGGUGCCAAAUUGGUCUGUCCUCACUGCUGGGCACACUGCUGGUGAAGCUGGUGAACAAGGUCACCCAAAGCAGCAGUGCCCACGGGUGGCUGGAGGGGCCAAACCUGAACAGCAGCCACCUUGACCUGUUCUAUUGGGUUGUCACAGCUGUUGCAUUUCUUGGCUGGUUUAAUUACCUAUAUUGGGCCAUGAGGUACAAGUACCGACAGGAUCCACGAAUUGCCACGAAGUCGGCCCAUGAGGAUUCCGUGCCUUGAAAUGUUGCCGGUACACCUACCUGCGCUAACCGUGCUGUGAGCCUAAGAGCCAUUGCACUUCUCCAAAUAAUCAGUAUGUGUCGUACAAAGUUCAUUGUGUGUCAUGAUUUGCAAGGCAAUAUAUUAGGACGGUUGGUUCGCUGUGUACCGUACAUGUUUGGUCAUGUCUGGCUCAAGCAUAAUUAAUGUUUGUAAAUC